CAGGUUUCGAGCAACGAAAACAGCAACUGACGACAAAAACUCGCCAGUUUUACGUGUCAGAGAUUUCGCUUCACGAAAAUACCUACCAAAAUUACCGACCCGCGUCCUGACCAGACCUAAUUUGACGCGUCUCGCGUCCCGGCGCGACUACACUCCCUCUCUGCUGUUGGUCCUUGCCCGUCUCACCGAGGACUUCGUUUCGCAAUUCACGACUUCCCCGAUUCUGGGAGGCCUAGAGGAGUCCUCGAGCAUUAUGCGCCGGGCAUGAGAGCCCCGCCGCCCUCUUGCCCGCAUCCGCUUGUUAUGCGCGACGCGUCCUGCUGCGCCGUUUGACCGAACCCGCCGACCGUCGUGUUGCAAGUGUUCUCGCAUUCUUCAGACGCAGAGGUCGAGCUGGGAAACAAUAUUACGAAAAUGGCGGACGCUCAGCUCAUGGAGGAGGAGCUGCAGCAAAGCGCCCUGCAGUCCGAGCGGGAGGCGAACCCUGCCCAAGAAGGCUUGGACGGGGAUUUGGAGACGGGUGACGGCAGUGCCUUCGCACCCCAGAGCCACAUAAAUGUCGGUGCGGGAUCCAUGGAUGGUGAUGGGGAUGAAGAUAUGGAAUAUGACGAGCGGCAAAGGGAUGAAUCCGAGCUUGACGAGGAACACGACGACGAGAGCCACAGCGAUGGCUCUGAAGAAGAUGAUGAUGACGAUGUCUUCGAGGAGGAUGCCGAGGGAGAAGAAGACGAUGAACAAGUGCCCCGGAGCCACCGACCGCUGCGCAGAUCGGCAAGCAUGACAAACGGCCGCGGAGACGGAGACGACGACGGCGACGGCGACGAUGAAGAAGGCGUCGGUGCUGUCAAAAUACGACCGGGACAGACGGACGAUGACGAUGAGAGUAGUGUGGAUUCUGCGAGCCUGGAGAGUAGUAGCGAUGCUGAAUCCGAGGACGAGGCAGAGUGGGACGCUGCCGAGAACGACGAUGCCGAUGAGGAUGAGGAAUCUGGAAACACCGCGGGCCACUGCAUGUUCUGUAAACAGGACGAGGAACACGACCCAGCCGAGGAGUUCGAGGUAUUCCUGGCAUGCAUCAAGUGCGGGGACAACGGUCCCGAAAGCUGGAGAUGUCCAAAGUGCGCAGACGAAUCGGACUCUGCUGCCGCUGAAGAAGUGAACGAUGAAGUGAGGAUGGACGGAAUAACCGAUGCGACAGCCUCUCCCGCAACCAGGCGGGCAAGCGCACCCAAGCUCGCCCGAGAUUUGCUUCCUUCUCAGCGAGGGACCAUCAAACCCGACUCUCACUCCGUCUUCAAUCAGCUGGUUCUUGACGAGGACCCGAUGGAUGGAUCCCGUGUGCUUAGAAAGCGCAAAACAUCAUCGGUCGUCUCAGAUGAACACGGUGUGGCCCUCCGGAAGCGGCGUAGGAAUACCUCCGAGGAACAUAGCAACGAGGGUGCAGCAACCGGACAGGACGACUCAUCUCGGCCGGUUUCCAGGUCUCUACGGAUCAAGAUCCCUAAUUCGCCGGCAACCAUCGUCAAGAGCACUCGCAAUAGCAUUAUUGUUAGGUUCCGUGUGAACCCGUCCGCGCUCCGGCAGAUCCUAUCCAGGAAUCCCAGAGGGCCGAAAAAACGGUCUAGCAGGUCCAGGAGGCGGACGUCAAGAAGCGAGUCUACCCGUGCCGCCCCCUUGCCCAUGGCGGCCAUUACGACACCAUUCACACCCAGCGCCUAUUCGCAACCCUUCUACUCGUUCUAUGAUAAGGAAACCGACGAGUUGAAAGGCAAGCCGUACGGCGGGAUUCUCACCGAAGCGGAGGCGGACACCUCCAAGACGAUGCCAGCAAACGAAGACCGCCGGCGCUUUGACGAAGCCAAACAGAAAGCCGAAGAGGAAUGGAGGCAGCGGCUACUCAAGAUGCAGGCUGAAGUGGAGGUGCCCGUCAAGAAGUCGAGGAAGGCAUCCGGCCCCGCCAGCCAAAUUGAAUGCAUCGAGUUUGGCGGCUGGGAGAUCGACACCUGGUAUGCUGCUCCUUACCCCGAGGAGUAUAGCCGGAAUCGCGUCCUUUAUAUCUGCGAGUUCUGCCUCAAGUACAUGAACUCGGACUACGUGGCUUGGCGCCACAAACUGAAGUGUCCGGCGAAGCAUCCCCCCGGGGACGAGAUUUACAGGCACGGCUCGGUCUCGGUCUUUGAGGUUGACGGCCGCAAGAAUCCAGUUUACUGCCAGAAUCUGUGCCUCCUGGCGAAGCUCUUCCUCGGAUCCAAGACUCUCUAUUACGACGUGGAGCCGUUCCUCUUCUAUGUGCUCUGCGAAUACGACGAUCUGGGCUACCACUUUGUCGGCUACUUUUCGAAGGAGAAGCGCGCCAGCAGUCAGAACAACGUCUCUUGUAUUCUUACCCUCCCAAUUCACCAGCGAAAGGGAUACGGCAACCUGUUGAUCGACUUCUCCUAUCUUCUCACCAGAGUGGAGAAGAAGACGGGGUCCCCCGAGAAGCCACUCUCGGACAUGGGAUUGGUUUCGUAUCGGAACUACUGGCGGCUCGUGAUGUGCCGCUACCUUCUAGAGCAUUUCUCCGAAGAGAAGUCCGGCAAGACGGGUCUCAGCAUCAAAAAGAUCUCGGACGACACCGGCAUGACGCCGGACGACGUGAUUUCGGCAUUGGAAGGGUUGAGAUGCUUGGUCCGGGACCCGCAAACACAGCUAUACGCCUUCCGGGUUGACCUUAACUACUGCCGAGAGUAUGUGGCGAAGUGGGAGGCCAAGAAGUACGUGCAGCUCAAUCCGAAGGCUUUGACGUGGACGCCGUACGUCAUGGGUAGAAGCAACGCGACGAACUUCGAGUUGGGCCCGGCGUUGAACGCGAUUGCCCCGCGGGAAGAGGAGGAGGAGGUGAAGCCGGUUGUCCCCUCUCAGGAACCACUGGUCAACGGGACAGGGCCGCCGAGUCAGGAAGACACUCCCGCCGAGGAAGCAAAGGUCACGCUCGAGCCUGCGGUUCUGGAGUCAACGGAGCCAGGCAAGACGGCCGGCGCAGGUAGCGUUGCCAACGACGACAGCAAGCCCAACGGCAUCCUCACCGACGGCGACCUUGCAGAACAACAGAAGCGCCAAGAGCCCGAGCCCGCGCCCGCGCCUGCGCCCGCGCCCGAGCCCGAGCCCGUCAAGCCCCGGCCCGAGGACUGGAUGCAGCAGUACAAAGACAUCCCACCCACGCGCUUCGAGGUGGUGCCGCCGGUCAACGGGCGCCGCGCGGACCGCUCGCGCGCCCUUAUCCCGCGGCCGCCGGUCGUCCGGCCCGCCAGCAGCACCCCGCGACCGCGGCCCCGGCGGUCCGCCGGCGGCCGCCGCUCCGCCGCUUCCCGGCCGAGGACCGGCACGAGCAGCAGCAGCAAGCGCAAGCCGGGAGGGACGGGCCGCGGGCCGGGGCGCUGGCCCAAGGGCACCAAGAAGAGCGACUACGGCAACGCCGACAGCGGGCCGGGGCUCCCGCCGGCCUGGAUCGCGGAGCGCGCGAGGCUGGCGGCGCUGGCGGCGGCGCGGAAGAAGGAGGGCGCGGACGUCAAAGAUACGGUGCAGGUGCAGUCCCCGACGGUUUUUCCGACAGUGGACGCCGAGCAGAGGGUUUAG
Messenger RNA from Thermothielavioides terrestris NRRL 8126, 3618 nucleotides. RefSeq lists its product as uncharacterized. Bases 415 to 3618 code for a protein of 1067 amino acids. The record is from RefSeq and is a predicted model, not a curated record. Gene Ontology annotation, biological process: regulation of DNA-templated transcription. Gene Ontology annotation, molecular function: histone acetyltransferase activity. The transcript has 3 exons. Lineage: Eukaryota; Fungi; Ascomycota; Sordariomycetes; Sordariales; Chaetomiaceae.